AUGGGCGACAACAGCAUCUUGCCAUUGUCAAGCAUAUGUAGAAAUGUUUUCACUCUUGAAACACUUCGCAUAUUUGGUCUGUCAGAUCUAAUGCGCCUUUUAGAUUGUCUAUUUCAGAAAAAUCCGAAGCUUGCACAUUUUGCUUUGGCCUAUUGUUCAAACCUGACAAAUGUUGCUUCAAGAUUGUCAGGUAAUGCCAGUUCUCUUAAGAUUUUGGAGAUUGAGAGAAGCAUUGUAGUUUGCACCUCUCUGGAGUCUCUGUUAGUAAAGUACUGCGAUGAGCUUGUAGAUUUCUUGAUGGAUUUGCAGAAGUUGCCUUCUCUCAUGUGUCUGAUGAUACAUCGCUGUCCCAAAUUGGACAUGGUGCCCAGAGGAUUGUGUGGUCUGACUAGGCUGAGCCAAUUGGACCUUGGUUAUUUCUUGGAGUUUGGCUCAUUCCAAAUCAUUUUCAAUGGCAUUGAGCAGAAUCUUUCGUCCUUCUACAAACUAGAAUUGUUUGGGUGCUCUGACUGGGAUUCUCUGCCUGAUCAACUUCAGUACCUCACAUUUUUGAAACAACUGAGCAUAAAUGAUUUUGGAGUUGAAACUUUGCUCAAUUGGCUUGGGAAUAUUUUCUCUCUCGAAACUCUGAGGCUGUUCAAUUGCGAGAAACUGCAUCAGCUGCCUUCCUUAGAGGCCAUGAGAGAUAUGAUCAAACUGAAGGAAUUUACAAUGACAAAUUGUCCUCUGUUACAAGCUAGUUGCAUCUAG
Messenger RNA from Coffea eugenioides, 750 nucleotides. RefSeq lists its product as uncharacterized. The record is from RefSeq and is a predicted model, not a curated record. The transcript is spliced from 2 exons. Bases 1 to 750 code for a protein of 249 amino acids. Gene Ontology annotation, biological process: defense response to fungus. NCBI's taxonomy places the organism in Eukaryota, Viridiplantae, Streptophyta, Magnoliopsida, Gentianales, Rubiaceae.